This is a messenger RNA of Xyrichtys novacula (pearly razorfish), 22458 nucleotides long. The record is from the annotation of a GenBank genome assembly. Lineage: Eukaryota; Metazoa; Chordata; Actinopteri; Labriformes; Labridae.
GGCAACUGGGAGAGACGCUUUUUGCUCACGGUGGAGGCUACUCAACAACACUGGAAGUUACGGUCGAUAUUUUGUCGUUGUCGGGGUCAAACAUCUAGAUCAUCAUUAUCCCAAAGGAAACUAGAGUGAGGUUUGUCUUCCGAUUUUAACGGUUAACGUCAUUUAACUGAAGUGCAAGCCAGCAAUGAAUGCUAACUUUGGUUAGCUUAGAGCUUAGCUAAUGUUAGCUACUCAAACUAACUUGAUAAUUGGUCACAUAAUGGUACUUACUUUCAUUGUAGCUAUUAGUCCUGAGUAAAUUUUAUUUAUCACUCACUCAUUUUGAUCUACCAUGUGUUUCUGCGGUCGGUAGAGAACUAACGUUUUAUACAAAUUCACAUUAUACGAAAUCACAGGAUGCUAUUUAAGGACACGUUCACGAAUUAACACGAGAUUUCGCUGUUUUUACUACUCAUAAAAACAGCUAACUUUAUGCAAACAAGGUUCCACAAUUUAAUAGGCAAUUCAAAGACUGCACCAUGAACAACCAUGCAUGACACAUUAGUAUCAAUUUAACGCCAGUUUUCACUCCCUGUCAUUUCUCCAAUGCAGAGAGGAGUUGUGGGGACAUGGCGGUGUAUUUUGACCACCGUAUCGAGUCCCCUGAAAGCAGUGGAGUGCCCUCUCAGUUGACCUGGCACCCUGCUCUCCCAGUGCUGGCUGUAGCGUCAAACAGCCCAAGCACUGGAGGCCAUGUAGACAUCUACCUGCAGCAGGUAAACCCUCACUCAUUAAAAAAACACACCCAGUGAUAUUCACACCAUCACAGCCGACAUUACAAAUUUUUUAUACCCAUACAUCGCUGUUUAUCUGCAGGGGGAGCAUGUAGAAAGCUGUCAUUUGGAGCGUCCUCAUCAGCCCACAGCGCUGCGCUGGCAUCCCACAAAACCAGUGUUGGCACUAGGCUGGGAGAGUGGUGAAGUGAUGCUGCUGACACACCCAUCUGGGGAUCAAACAGUUCUUCCAAGCACACACACAACCUGGAUCACUCUGCUGGAGUGGAGUAGCUCUGGCAGCCGCUUAGUGACUGGUGAUCAGGUGAGUACGUUCAUAUCAAUGCACUGAUGCAUAGCAUUGCACAGGAAUAAAUGUACAUUUACAUUGUUUUCUGGGAAUGCUUAUAUCCAGGUGUGUUAUCAACAUGGCAUAUUUGGCGUGUCAUAACAGGGUAUCAAAUAAAUGUUUGUGCGCUUACAUCCUGGAGCAAUUUACAGAGUGCAUUUAUUCACGUUUUUUUAUUUUUUUUUUAUGACAGACUGGUGCCCUGGCAGUAUGGAAGAUAGAUGCAAGAGGCAGACUUCAGGGAAACCAUCUUGUGAAGCAUGAAUAUCACAAACCUUUGACCUGUUGCAUAUUCAGACCUUCUUCACCAGGGGAGUAAGUAUGCAAGAUGUAAUACUUCUGCCUGAAAACACUGGAUAUCAUUAAUCCUUCAUGAUCUAAAUAGUGUGUUGUUGAUAAUCUGAUUUAACUUACGUUACAGUGAUGUAGCAAAGCUAGCACGGGCAUCAGUGAGUGGAGAUGAAAGUGCAUUGGACAUGUUCAGCUGGAAGGGAGCGCCUCUAAAGAUGGGCCCACAGGAGGGACUGGCCUUCUAUGUUAGCACUGCAGAUGGUAGGAGUUUACAUUCUUCUCUAUUUCAGGUACAUUUUUGUCUGAGACCACAAGUAUUCAGUGGGCAAAAUCAUCAAGCCCACCUUAGCGGGUUUCUGUUCAUUGAAAUCAAAACUCAGUGUUUGUACAAAAUGAAUAUAACCCAAGUCUCUGCAAAAUGAGUUCACUGUGGUCUAAUCAGAUGUAAGCAGGAGGUAUGUGAACUGGGUUUCUGACAGGUUAAGCAGGACCCUGACACCUGUGGCUUUGUCUCCCUGGAACUCCUUUUAGCAGAUUGAUUGACAUGUGUGAUCGGGUUGUUUUUAUAGAGUUUGGAAUCAGACUCAAAUAUUUAACAGUCUGGUAAACAACAAGAAAGCGGUCAAGAAAAUAUCUUUAUUUACACCUUGUUUCUUUCCUGUACUGCAGGUAAGGUCCACUGUGUGGAUGAAUACUGUAAGACAAGCACACUUCUAAGUGUGGAGGGCUCAAUCAAGAAGCUGUUCUACCUUGAGAAAAGAGAGGUGCUUGCUGUAAUCACAGAGACCAUGAUGUUGUCACAGUACACUCUUGGACCUGAGGGGGGAGCACAGGAAUUCAUGAAGGUAAACUGAAGUGAUCAAGGAUUUUAAUUUGUUGUAAUUUGUCUGUAAUAACUGUAAUAGUCCCAAUGUAAGAGGUGGCUCAUUCUAUGGAUGACUGCAGUUACUUCCUCAGGUGUUUAACAACUGAAGAUUUUGGUUUGUGUUUUGAUUUUUUUUUUUUUGUAUGACAGGUUAAGUUGAGCAGCAGUAGGACUGAGCAAAAUAUAGACAUUGUCUGGACAGAGAACGGCCUUCUCAUUACAGCUUCAGGGGAGCUUGUUAUCAGGUCAGUUAACACACACCUUGUUCACACACUUUGCACAUCUCUAUUUUAAACGUUGGUGUCAUCAUCUUUUAGGCUGUGGGACCUAGAGCGGGAUGACAACUAUGUUUUGCCUCUUGAUGAGACCCUGGGCUUCGAGAAAGGAGAAAUGAUCAACUGUGUUUCAUAUUGUGCAGGAAAAGGUAGCCACAAAUGUUUGUCAAGUUGUGCUCAAUGCGCUCACAAUCGAGAACUAAUUAUUAUUGUUUUUCUAUUGACAGAAAUCCUGGCUGCUGGUACCACCCAUGGUCGCAUAGCAAUAUGGAGGAUGGUGGUGCAGCCAGACAACAGCAGAGGUGAUGCCAAGGCUCAGUGGAAGCUACAGACACCCACAGAAGUAGAGGGAAACGUCACACAACUACAGGUAUCAUCUGGACUUUAUGUAUUUAAACAGUACAAUGGGGUGAAUGAAGUGAUGACAUACAAACAUAGAGAGAUUCUUCUCUUUCAGUGGGGCUCCAGCUUGAAUCUGCUGGCAGCCAACAAUUCCAACACAGUGCUGAUUCUGUGUGAGCAUGUGAUGUCAGCCCACUUCAGUCAGCAGGUGGCAGCAGUGCAGCUCACCCCAACCCAGCUUAGCAUCACCCAGUUCCCUGCAGGGGUGCACUUGGCACUGCAGUCUGACAGACACAUUAAGGGAGUGUGUGUUUCCAAGGUAAGUGUGGAACUAGAAGUGAUGAAGUUACUCCAAACCCCAACAAAGUUUUUGCUUGUGGAAAACAAAAAUUAGGUCAAAGUAACUAUUUGCUGUAAUAACAACAGGAUUCAGUGACAGUCUGGAGCGGCAAACAGGUCACAGUGUACGAGCUCUCAGGGACAGUUCUUCGCAAUACAGGUACAACACAGAAAGUCUACCGAACAAAACAUACCUUUAUAAUUUUGACUUUUCAAAAUCUUUUUCUCUUUAUAAAUCUUUGCCUCUCUCUCUAAACUCUCUUUAUCCCAUCUCUUGCCCCAGGAUCCUUUCCUUGUGACUCCCAUGUUGUAGCUGUAUACGAUGAGAAUCUCUACACUGUUGAACCUAACAGAGUCCAGAUCCGCACACCACAGGUCAGAGCCCAACCUGAGAAUAUUCCCUUCAAAGACAAACCAGCUGUCAUUGCUUUUUUAAAAGAAUUGAUCAGACAUAAACACACAGGCAGCUCUUUUUAAAAGCGUACAUCCAGUUCACUGUCUGACUUUGUUUUUCUGUCUUUAAUUCAGGGCACUGUGAAGCAACUUUUGACUUUCUCCAAGACAGAAGGCAAUCCUGUGAUACUAAAUGUGUGCCAGUCUUACCUGGUGGUAGGCACAGAUACUGCACAUAUACGAGUGUUUGACCUCUCACGAAGGUAUGAUUGUAAAAUGAGUGCUUGUUUUAUCAACUUAAUUAGUAAAGGAAUGGUAGCUAACCUACAUUUACCUUUACAUUUAAGAUGUGUGCUUAUUGUCACUGUCUGGGUCCAAUAACUCAUCUUCACUUUCUGUGUUCAUAGAGAUGCUAAAGCUCACUGCGGCGCUAAAAACCUAGCUGAGCAGAUUUCUAAUUUAGGAGCCCUGAGAUCAGUCAAAUGUAAUGCCAAUGGCAGCCAAGUUAGCAUCCUCAUUUCCCAGGUGAAUAAUGACAGAUUUUUCCACACUCAUUUCUUGUGACUAUUUCCCCUGACUAAUGUGGAUGUAUCUCCUCCUCUCAGGUUAACGGUCGACCUGAUCACAAAGUGUACUUUUACGACGUCGAGAUGGACACUGUGACACACUUUGACUUCUUCAUCGGCAGACCGUCCAGCUCUAUCUCACAGCCUGAAGAAAGAGAAAGGUGACUAGUGUCCCCUUCAAAAGCACUGCCUCUCUAGAGUUGUCUUCCCUUGUUGUCUUACACAGCGCUUGUCUCCUUGGUAUUUCAGGCAGCAGUUUCAGAUGUCAGAGCUUAGUGGCCGCUGCCCCGUAUCUCACUUCUGGGAUGAGUCUGAGCCUCGUCUUUUUGUGUGUGAGACGGUGCCGAUCAGCUCUGAGUCCUCAUCAAGCAGUUUCAUGGACACGGUAAAGAGAACUCCUGAACUUUUAUACAGCUUGUGCCAACUGACCAAUUUCCACUAAAGGCUACUAGUGCCAAAAAACACAUUUGUUCAGCUCUGUGGCCUUUUUGAUGUCUUCUGAUUCCUGCACUUAAAAAAGUAAAAUGAUUUCAAGUUGGCUGUGUUUUGACACUUUUGCACAGAUGGAUGUGUCAGUGGUGACGCUCUUCUGUACACAAGAGCACGGGCUGCUCCUGCAGGACUACUACCUCAAACCUCUGGGCCUGCUGGGACUCCUUGCUCUGGAUGUUCCUUAUUAUUAUUUCAGCUGCAAGGUGAGGACUGGGAACACUCUGUUCUGCCUGUAGGGGGGUAGUGUUUUUUUUUUUUUUUUGCACAGAAUGUUUGAUUUCUUCUUCUUUUUGUUUGUACCUAUCACCUCUUUCUGUUUGACUUUAUGUUGGUUUCAAACACCCCAGCUAUUAUUUCGGAGGGGGGGUGACUUUCGACCAGAAGUAAGUCUCUGUCCUCUGUAAUCCAUUCAGACAGCUUCAGCGUUCCUCCCCCCCUACAGUCGUGGUCAUGCACGCCUUGUGCUGCAUUCAAGCAAACAACACUUGCUUGGUCUCAAGCUACAGCAGCACAAGAGCACCCUUGAAAUAUUUAAGUGUAAAUUUCUGUGUCCAUGUCCCGUCCUCUUUGUUAAAGUCAUGCUUUGUUGUGUGGCUUGCUUUGCGUCUUAUCCUUCUAAAGUCCUCUGAUUUUUUUUUUUAUGUACUUGACUUUAAGUGAUCCACACAAUCACAUUUUCUCACAUUGUCCCACCCGUUCUUCCCCUGCUCAGCCUGGCCAGAGAGAUCAAGAUUUAACAGAGGUUGUAUCCAAAGCAGCCGCACCUCCGCACCAACCUCAGCCGUCAAGAGGGCCUGCUGCCCAGUUCCCUAACAUGGUGUCCAGACGAGCUCUUAGAGACUUUGUGGGCCUGGAAAACUGUGAGAAGGCCACUCGUGAUGCCAUGCUCAAUUUCAGCUUCUACUUGACCAUAGGUGACAUGGACGAAGCUUUCAAGUCUAUCAAGCUCAUCAAAAGGUAAGAGGCUAAGGUGUGCAAACCAAAGUGCAAAGUGAGGAGGAAGUGCGAGAUGGUGUUCUUGCCCCCCCCUACAGCCCCCCUGUUUACAUUUUUUCCCAGUAGUGUUUGUCACGGGGGCUUUGGUUCAAAGGGAUAGCUUUGUUGCCUCAGCCUUGACUUCUCAGAAUACUCUACAAUGGUGGCAGUAGGAGAGCUGCUUCUAGCUAAAGCUGAGAAAAAGGCAUUGUUGCUCCUUUUUCACCCGACGUUUCAUUCAGCACCUUCGACUGUCGAGGUCAACAUAAAGGAAAACUACCACAAUAGUCUUGUUACCUCAACUUUGAUAUGUUUGACAGGUAGCCGGGCAACAAACAUGGCCUAUUUUGUUACUUUCAAGUAUUUUCUUUUCCCUAGGCAAGAUCAAGAAGGUUACACUCGAAAGGUCAGAGAAAAGAAAACCCACAGCAUUUUAUCGAUCUGUGAAGAGGUUGAUACAGAAUGAAAACAAAAAAGGCAGAUUUUAUUCAUUCCUAAAAGUAAGAUUUAGUUUCUACACAUUUGAACAUGCAUUAAUGGACUCAAGCCCUUAAAGCUGACCAGCCUUCCUCUCCAUACAGGAAGCAAUAGUAAAUGGAGUAGCUGUCAGUGGCCAUGACAUCCUUUUAAUCCAGGACAAAGACAAAGACAGCUAUAGUUUUCUUCUGCCAAUCGUACACAAAUUAUGAAUAAGCUUGGGUAUGUGACAGAUGAAUGAUAUAAGAGACACAGCUUAAAAUAAAAGGAUAGAAUUUAAUCAGAGCACAUCUUUUAGAGUCAAACAUACAGGACAUGAUUAAGGACUUUUUUCGGUGUCUCUGCUCCGGAAAGGAACUCCUCAAUGUGUAUAUAUGUGACUGUUUCUGUUAGUGUGUGGGUGUGUUCGGAGGGGAUGUACUUUUCUAAACACACAAGGUCCCACUGCCAGUUUGGACCAAGAGGAGUGUCUUUUCCAUUCUUGCGAACGUUGAAUCAGGUCACUUGAAGGAUGUGAGUGUUCGGUCCUGAAUGUAUGUCUUGGGGAAAUGCACAUGUGAUUCCAGCGAAGAUCUGAUAUCAUCUUCUGCAGAAUACGUGAUGAUUCAGGGUGCUCAGUCUAAAUUCUGCUCUAGUGCUGCUUUUUUGCACGUACAAACGGUACGCUAAUGUGAAAAUAGACUAAAAACAAACAAAUGGGAAAACAGCGUAUCCCACCGGCCGGAUAUUCCACAGAGUUUAAUAGGCAUGAUGACAGCUUUACGAAGUUAGUCAUUGAUGGCUAUUUUUACUGCUGCUUCUUUUUUCAAAGAGAUAUGUAUUGUGUUUGAUUCCCGCAUAUCUCCACCCACAGGAAUAUGUGUUUCCUGCAGCAGUAACCUGUACCUUUCCUGGACUUACUCCUUCAGCACAUGAAUUUGAGGUUGUACAAACGGAUAUAUGGGAUGACUCCUCGUUUAAAGCGUGUUCAUGUGCCUGGAUGCCGUAGAUCAAGUGGAAAAAUUCUGUAGUUUUGAAUUAACUUUUUUCAAGCAGAUAUCCUUGCUGUGGUACUCCCUGUGACACUGAAAGCUGUCAGAUACAGGUUGGAAUGUCUGUCUUCAGUCCACACUGUUCUACUUCCUCUCAUUCAUGCUGUCCUUGACUUUAGGUUAUAUGCUGCUGGGUUAUCUGCCCUCAUAAAUACAAGUCUUCUAAUGCUUCUCGAGCCUCUGCAUUUGUUAAUUCAAAGACAAACGCCCCCUUUUCCAUCAGGUACACCCAAGGGAGUGUUUUAGCGUAAAGGAGAGACUGAUGGAUCAUGUUGAAGUCAUCAGUUUUGGCUGUGGUACAUAGACUUAAUUUAGACUCCAUACCUGGUCUUGAAUAAAUUCUGAUAGCCAAUUGACCUCCAAAAACAUAAAGAAAAGAAAAAUACAAUUAGUGGAAAACACACAUUUUUGACGUUUUACCUUCUCUUUAAUGUUUGUUUUUUUUCUAAACUAAUGCAUCAAAUGACACGUGUUUGCAAAUCUAUGUGUAUAAGUUUAGAGUGCCCCUCUUGUUCCUCUUUAGUUCUUCAGCACAGACUGUAAAAAACAUCCCAAGAGGCAUAUCCACUGGUUUCUGAAAAGAUGUUACAGAGUUGUAAAUGCUGACCUCAUCUUGCUCCUGGCUGCUCUAGAAACCAGCAGAGAGGGGUCCGUGCCCUGUGUCUGGAAGUUGUGCUUUGGGUGAGCGGUUCAGAUUUGAUUCCUGUCUUGCUCUGUUAACUGUCCGGUGUUCUCUAGGGAAGGCGGUUUAAAGCCCCCAAAUAUAUUUGAAGAAAUAAAACCAGCGAAGAAAGAAUAUAAUCAUUUCAGAUGGGACACUAAAAUCCCCCUCUCCCCAUAGAGUCUUCAUAAAUGAAGAAAUGAGGUAUAUAGACAACAACCAGGCUGUAAUAAGUGGCAUUUUAGUAAUGGCUCCAUGGGGUUUCCAUGACUCUUGGAGCCAGCCUUAAGUGGACACUGCAGCUUUUUUACUUGUACUCCCUUUUUGACUUCAUUUUCAACAAGGGAGGUUGCUGCUUGCUGAAACUUGAAGUUUUUAUUCCACAGAAGAAGACCCAAAUAGCUGUCACUUGGCUGCAAAGCGACAUAUUGAAAUUUGUCGUAACGCUGGUCACCAAAACAGCAGCAACAACAAGCACUGCGUUUGAAUAUUUGCUCAAUAAAAAUUUAUUGAAUUCAUGUUACAUCAUUAUUCUCUUUUCAAUAUGCCCCUAUGUUUGGCAACGUGGAACAACCAAAAAAAGCAUUGAUAUGGUCAUAAUAAUAUUACUACCAAUAAUAAUACAUUUCUUUAUAAAAAUAUUAAUUUAAGUGUACAUUUGGUACCUAAAGCAAGCAGAGUUUCCCAUGGAAAGCAUCAUGGUGAAUGUAAAUAUUGAAAUGUGAAUUUCAUAAUGCAGUACAUUGCUGAAAUAUUUGUUACCUUCAGAUUACACAGAAAGGAACAAACACGUUUGAUCAUAUUUAUGAAUUGGCAGGCCAUUUUAUUGUAUUCUUUAGCAGUUAUUGUGAUAUGUUUGUUAGGUGAAUUGGUCACUCUAUAUUAUCAUUAAGCAUGAGUGUGUGCAUGAAUGGUCAUUUAUCUCUAUAUGUUAGCUUUGUGAUUGACUGAUGAUCUGUUAGGGCUGGGCGAUAAACCAAAAAUAUACUGAUACCGAAAUUUACAAUAAGCAACAUCAUUUUGCCCAUGUCUAUUUAUACUCAGUGUCAAAAAAAUGAAGAAAUAAAUGUUGGUUUUGGAUAUGUGUAGGUAGGCUAAGGUCUUGUGUCCCUGUCCUACGUCAGAGACGUGACUCCACCCCAUCCAGUCUGUAACAAAGAGGGAAAGACAGGUGAGGAGAUGGAGGACCGUUCAAAAGUUGUAGCGGCUGGAGAAGCGGCUGAUGUAGACAAAGAUAAUGUGGGAGGCGGUGAGCAGCUUGUGGAGUAGUUAUCGUCCAUUUAUCGUUAUCAAGGUGAACUGCUCAAUAUAUUGUGAUAUUAAUUUGAGGCCAUAUCCCCCAGCCCUAUGAUCUGUUCAGGAUGUACACAUCUCUUGCGCACAGCUGUUAUAGGCCGCUUAAAGGUUUAUAAGCAGUAAAGAUAAUAGAAGGAUGGAUUAUUGAUACAGAUUUAUUCAGUUAAAAUAUCACCUCUUAUUGGCUGUUGUUAAUUUUACCUCUGAUCUUGAACACCAAGUCCUAAAACUUUGUCUCAUUUGCUUUCACUUUGUUCAUUUAUCUACUUACUUGAAGCCUUUACCUAUAACAGUUACAUGUUUUCACUUGUGAGGUAUUCUGGUAUUACAUUUAAAUAUUUGAUCAUUUCCAAUUAUGACUUUGCAGGAGGCCAUUUAAUAAGUGCACAUUUAAAAAAUAAGUCAAGUUCCAGCUUGAUCUUUUCAUCGGAGGGUGUUACAUGGACAGUCCGAGUUCAUUUUGAUAUUUAGCAAACAGUUAGCUCAUCCAAGCAUGAGUAACUGAAACAUCAUUCAGUUUUUUAUAUGUGUUUUUUACGGACUGUUUAAAAAAAAAAAAAGGUUAAAAUGUACACUAAGCAGCAAAACUGAUAUCCUGUUACAGUGGAACAAGUUAUGUAGAGAAAUAUAGUUUUACAGAUGCAGGUCAAUGUCAGUCCUUUUCUAGUCAGAGUCACAUGGUGUCCAACACGCUUCAUCUGCUUACAAAGUGAGGCGCCUCAGCAUGGUGACUCCACAUAGUCAUUGUCCAGUCGUGGGCGGAAAGGCGAGGCCAGCGAGCGACUGAUGAUAAUAACCGGGGGUGCGAGGCAGUCAUCUCGUCGAUGUAAAAUGUUCCAGAUGAGCAUGGCCGCAGCCAAGGUGGCUAGCAGGCAAGCAGCUAUGUCCAAGUAGCAGGAGUAAGACAGGUGUGUGUAGGGCCCAAUUCUGUAGAAGGUCACAAGUCCAAUCACCAGAACGAAGCCUGCCGAGAGCACAGGGAGAAAAUAAGUGAAUCAGAUGAACCAGAACCUGUUAUUGACUUUUUUGUAUCAGAACUCUGUCUCCUAAUGAUACUUUUUUUUUAAAUAAAUAUCCAUCCAAUAGCAUCAGUAGAUCACCUGUGAACAACAGAGUUUACAUUUCCAUACAGCAUGUUUAUAGCUCAAUACUGGUCACUUUAAAGAAAUAUUCUUCAGGCACUCUUGAAAAGUUAAGGAACAUAAAGUUAUCUUUCAUAAUGUGUUCGUACUUUUUGAAUUCUCAUAUGAUCAAAUUUAGACGUUCAUCCCCGAGGCUUUGUACCCAGCAGUUCAGCAGGAGCGCCGUAUGAGGCCUUUGAAAUUGAAAAUCUGUUUCCUCCUAGGAAGGACUUCAGAGUUCUAAGAUCAAAGUUCUCGAUAGCUUAAAAAUAUCAGAGCAAGAGUAUAGGCCUUUGAGAUGUUUUAUCUCUUGAUUUCUUUGAUUCACAGGAGUGUAACUCACGCAAUGAGGAACUCCUGUUUGCAUGUGAAGGUAGAAAGCCCCAGCCUUUAAAUUCAUGCUGUUUGUUUGAUCUCUGGUUUGUUUGAUCGACAUAAUCUGCAGUAAAAAGCUACUACUGGUGCUAACAAUCAAUGCAAUGCAAGAUUCCUGCAGAUCAUCUUUUAUUUACUAUAUAAAAUUCUUGAACAUUGACUAAAAACAAUGGCAUAAAUACAGGAACAGAAAAGGGUCCCUUGAAAUAGAGAUGUUUGUUCUCAGGAUAUGAAUCGGUGGAUUUCCUAAAGAAGUAAGCAGCUCCAAGGAGGGAUUUCAUCUGAAUUUCUUUCUCCACUUCCGCAGUAUUUGUUUUAAGUGAGGAUGUGAAUUGUAGUGUGGUGCAUCAUUGCGUGCCUGUACUCAUAAGAAUGCGACUGUUUGCGCCAUCUCUUCGUGUUGAACCUGUCUGGCUCCUGACCCAAGAAAAUGAAUAAUCUCCUGUCCAGGUUCCAGCCUGGGUGGGCUGUGUGAACCUCUUUUUUGGCACACACUUAUCUUUCAAAACUUCCUUCCCCUUCUUCCUCUUUCCAUCCUUCCUUCCUUCCCUGCUCUCCACACCCCUCGCAUGGAGGUUAAUAUAUUUGCUGGACAUUUGACAUGAUCUGUCGCAUAGAAAAUCUAAACAAGUCUUAUCUUGAGGUCAGGUCUUGAAAAUUCAUUUAGUCGACUUGUUCUUGGUUUAUUUUCACAGAGGACAGAAAUGAUUAGGGACUAACCCGUCUGGAUGUCUUUCUAAACUUUCAUCAGUCCUUUAGACAAAGACGUCUGGAAAAAGUUAAACUCCUUCCUAAGCCUGAUUGAAGUGAUCAUAACUGGGCCCCCCAGAUGGAACUCUUCAAAAUGUAAAGACAAGUUCAACACUGUCUCCGAUUGACAUGACCUGCAGCCAUGACUUUUGACAUGUUAAAGCUGUCUCCAUUCAGAAAACACAUUCCAGAGAUCCCAGCUGUACUCUCAGCCUGGACCUGCCAAGGCUGCUGAGAUAUCACUGAAUAAAACCAGAUAUUGUUAUUCCACCGUCUGCUUACAAUGGCUGAGCAUUUUAGUACGUCUGAAAACGAAAACAUUCCAGAGAAAGAAGAUGGAUAAAAAUACCUCCAUUCAUUCACAGCUGAAAGUCAUUCACUGUCAGCUGGAGGGGGUGUUAGGAGUUUAGAGGAAUCCUGGUGUUUAAUUUAGCAGUUCCAGAGGACAGCACUCAAUUAAAUGUUCAAGACAAUACCAUAUCUGAAAUUCUUCCCAAAUCUCAACAGCUAAUUCAUGGAUGGAAAAAAAAUGUGAAAAUAUUGGUAACCGGAUUAGGUUUAAAAACUGUCCAUGAGCACACUUCUUAGCCUUAUUUAUACAUAUGUUGUUGUUUUUCAGGAAAUAUCCUGAAUAUUUGUUGGAGAUAAAACUGAGACGGAUUUAUAUGUUUCCCUGUAGAUGUUGAAUAACUUUUCAUCACUUUGGAGAAAUGUGCCCCCCUUUUGUAAAUUUAGACAAACUCUCAAAAUUUAGCAAAUUUGAUUAAUUUUAUGUUAUAUAUCAAAAUAGUAACAGUUUGUUAAGCAACUCAUUGUCUUAUUUGAAAUUCCUAAGUUCAUUCUUCAAUACUUUAGAUUUUAAUUUGACCUCAAAACAAUUGCACACCUCUCAAGCCUGCAAAAUGUUUAUUUCCUUAAAAAAUCAGUUACCUGCUUGUUAGAACGGCCAGUCUAACUUAAGUAAAUGGUAAAUAGGCUGUGUUUAUGUAGCACUUGAAUACGUUUUACGUCACAUGUCACAUUCACCCUCUCACGCUACAUUCAUACACUGAUGCCAGAGGCUGCUAUGGAAAGUGCCCUUUAGUAUUAAUCAACCUCAAUCACACAUUGCUGGCACAGCAACCGGGACGGUUUUGGGGUCUUCCCCAAGGGCACUCCAGCAUUUGGACAGCUGGACUGAACCCCCAGUCUUUCAGUUGAGAGAUAAGCCGCUCUACCACUGAGUCACAGAAACUGAAAAAAGCAAGUAUACAAAUAGGCUGGUUUGCAAGAGACUGUUUUAUCCCAAUUUCCCUAAAGUAAGAAGUAUAAGGUAAAAAUAUUACUCAUCGUCGUCGUCUGGUCUUAAUUUUAGAGCUUAUUGCCUCCUCAAUUUUCUAUUUUUGACGGGGAACAUCCUGAGAUACUUGUCAUCCCAUUACUCAGCUCCUUUGUUGCCCAUUUUCCAAAGAACUUUGCUAUUGUUAGAUGCUGAGGAAAUAGGAGAGUACUAUUUUUACAUUUUAAUCUUAGUCACUUUUGUUACCAAUAGAAAUAGUCACGGUGACACUCUUUUAGAUCAUCACUGACCACAUUAUCAGCACAUCUAUAAACAUCCACUACCCUUGUUGGUGAUUAAGUUCAUAGGAUUUGACAUCUGUUUACUUUGCGAUUGUCUUUAAAAAUCAGGGUUUGGUGGGGUCAUUCAGGUCUAGUUGGUGGUGUUGUCUUGUUCUGGAAAGUACUUAAAUGUAGGGUGGGUCUCAGUCCCUUUACCAAAGCCAUCAGAUAAAAGCCCUCAUCCCUGAUUCUUUCAUUGCUGCUACUUUGGACAUUUGAUAAACACAGGCUUAAAAGCUAGACAAUUUUAUCUAGAUAUAGACAGUCACAACACACACUGACAUACACAAAUAUCCCCCCUGCCUGUGCACACACAAACACACAGUCUCUGUCGAAAACUGUCUUUCCCGUCCAUCCCCCCUCCCCUCUUUUUCCUUCUUCAGCUCGGGGGUUUGCAUAACAGGUAGUCACAGACAUUUCCUCGUCCUGAGCAGGGAUAUCCUGGCGCCCGACAGUCGCUCCCUGGCUCGCUGCAGCUUGGGUCCAUAGAUUCUGGACCAGGACUAAAUUUAGACCCUUAGCAGACCCCCUCCAGGCUGCUCUACCACAAUGAUACCAACUGGCUCAGCCAGCAUUGCAACACAACACAUGCUAGGAUUAGGCUGAGAGAUGGAGGUUAGGGUCAGGCCAUAGCAGCCCACUCUGGAUCCAGACAUAGUCGAGUUGAUGGAUUGAUACUUAGUGUGGAAAUUUUCUUCCUCCAUGGCUACAACUCCUGCUUUCAAGGCUUCUAUUUAAAGUCUGUUUUCCAUGAAUUUGGACUUACUUGUAGUAACAAUAUACCCUUGUGUUCCAACCAUUUGCCCAUGGAUGUUUAUCGUCAGAGUUUUAAAGUAAUGAAUCUACUUGUCAAUCAGUGACUUUAUUCCCCAUUUUUGGCACCCUUCCAUUAAAAUGUACCCAUGGCCCAUUUUUCUGAGUCAAGAUGAUUUCAUUUAAUAAGCUCUCUCUCCCAUUAAUAAAUUAUUUUUCUGAGACAGUCAUUUUUCUUCAAACAAACAAACAAUCAAAUAAAUGUUGGUACUCACUGGCCAACUGGAAGAGUGCUGCAAUGGCUUCUUCCCACCACUGAGAUUCCUGUGUGAUGAAGGGCAGCUCCAUCAGGCCCAGGAGGAAGAUCAGCUGACCAGCAGUUAGAGCCACUGUGGCCAUCAGGUUACACGCCCGCAUCAUGUCAAACUGCACUUUAGGGAUCAGAAAAGGAGCUAUGUCAUUUUUCCUGCUCAGUACUCCACAUUUAUUUCAUGGAUAUGCAACACAGGUUAUGCUAACUCUCUAUAUGAGGUCUUGAUCUUGUAAUACAGUACGUCUGUAUGGUGGAGUGAACCCUGACACUGAAACUGAAAAAAAAUACUAUGCCAAGUUUGCUUAUUAUCAUGAAUGGUGGGGCACUUGACUCUCCAACAUAAGUAGGCAGUGCCGCCCAUUGUGCCCAUUGAAGUCGAACACUGGACCUUUUCCCAGACUUGUUCUUGAAUGAAAAUUCCUCAAUGGAGCUUAAUUUAACAAAGCACAUCCAUCAAACACGGACUCUGACUGAAAGCUCGUCCAGAUAAGGCUUACACUCAGACUUGGUCUCCAAAAAGAUGUAUUUGCUUUUAAAAAAGUUUCAUAUUACUAAUCACGAGUUAGCUGCUACACUUAAUUUAACUUAGGUUACAUUCUACAUUAUAGAUGUGGUGCAUAUUAGUUUUAUUCUAAGUCUGGUUGCGUAAAAGUUUGGUUUUGAGUUUUACAAAAGUUAAUCCUUUCCGAUCCCCUAAAAUGUAAUAAAUGUAUUUUUACGUAGCUGACCCACUCUAAAUUUCUUAGAUUUUAUGGGUACUACAAAGCUUAUUAUGUAGAGAAAACCCUUUUAAACAAUAACAAUAAAUCAGUUUAACGAGAAACAGUUGUGUGCAAGAGCGCAACAGUGUUAAAACUUACAUUUGACAGUGCUGCGGGAUUCUUGGUACCCUGCAAAUUCAGAGCCCCAUCCCAAGCUCUGACACUGCUUCUGAGUCCCCUGCCCCCUUCUCCCACCCUGGAGAUCAUCACGACCCUUCUCUCCACCAGCUGGGCACAACUUCCACAGUCCCACGCUUCUCUUGCGUCCGUCCUCCAGCGCCUGCAGGACCCAGCUAGGGGUGAAGGCUGCAACAUUGUUUAGGACCAGGGACAGCAGGGCCACUGCCACCGCCGCCGCCACCAGCCUCUGCAAGGCCAUGCGACGCCCGAUGCCAGCCACCUCUCCCCCUCCCUCGUGUCCUCUCUCAGAGCCCUGUUCCUCGGCAGUAGCACUGACAGUGCUCAGGGCACCCUGACUCCUCUCCACCUCCUCCUCCACCACCACCUCGUUCUGCUCCUCCAGCUGUUAGCAAGAGUUGUCCGGGCUCAUGCAGUGGUGGAAAUGGCAAGAGUGUUUUAGUGAAGCUUAGCUAAAGAACAUCUCCAUUCAUCCUCAUUCAGGUGUUGGUAGUCGUUGCAGCAGAUCCUUAGCCUUCCUCUUCAGACAGCACUGCGGGUACGCUGGGAUUAAUCCAACUGGCACCUGGGUCCAUUCCACUGGCUCUGACUGGCUGCAGCUUGACUCUUGGAUCUCAAUCCUUCUUGCUUGAUCCCCUUUUCCCGUUAUCCUCUCCUCCUUUUGUACCACUCUGUACUCCCCUCACUGCUAUGUGUGCAGUUGACUGUUCUGUUGAUGCAAAGGAUUGGUGUCUUCGUCUCUUUUUUCUUUUCUUUUGAGCCUCUUCACAUUGCCUUUGGAGAAGACCAGGUGCAAGAAUGCAAAGACUAGAUCCUUUCUUACCCAGGCUGUCUCUCAAAUUAAACAACCCCCACUGCCUGGUUGGAAUUAGAAGAUUUUUAAACCACCUCCCUCCGCUUCUUUCCGUAUUUCCCUCUCUCUCUCUUGCUCACUCUACAAAUCCUCAAGGUCAGAGUUGAAAUGUGGGGGAGCUGCUCUUCGUCAUAGUCCGAGACAUCAAUUCACAACUGUAGCAAGCUUUGAACAGUCAGCUCCCUCUUUUGUGAACACUUUAAAUGUGUGUGUUUGUGUGAGAGAAUGUCCUAAAGACCCCCCUCUUGGACGUCACAGUUGUGUAUUCUUUUGUCUGGAGCCCAGGGGGCGUUCGCUAAAGUCCCCUCUCUCGUGUGCAACAAACAUAUUGGCGGCUGUAGUCAGCCAGCCAGCAACAGGAUGUGUUUCCUGAGAGGAAAGGAGGAUGGGAAGAGGGGCCAAAUGUAGACCAGCUCCUUCUCUUGUCUUUCCUUUUCUGGCUCUCUAGAUCUUACCGCCCUGUGUGCAGAGAGCUCUGCUUGUCCCAGCUUUUAGAAGUAUUUCACUUCAUUGUCAGGGUUAGUUUUCUGACCAUAUACAGUAAGAUUUUGGCCAACGCUUUCUGCCCUUGCUUUCUUUUUUGACUUGGCUGCCAUCCUCCCCUCUUACAGCUGGGCCCCCAAAGAUUUGGGGUAUUUCCUGUUGCCUAACUUUAAUAAACAGCCCACAUCUGUAUCAGCUAAAGCACGGAGCAGGGAGGGGACGCAAAUAGAGACCAGAUGGCUGUGGAAUCUUAAAUUUGGAAAUGAGGCAGAAGAAAAGAGGGCUGAGGGUUGAUUUACGUCAGCAAGACAAAAGGAAAAGUUGGAGAGGUAGAAGAGCGCACUUUCACUUUGAUUUAAAGGCCUGCACACAUUCUUGUAAGGCUUCACCAUUAUUGAUGUCUGUGCGCAGGGAGGCUUUAAUCUAUUAAGUUAUUACUCUGUUUAAUGCUGAAGCAUUUCCAACAGAAACCUAAGUUGAAGUAUAAACAAACAUACAUACAUUUGUACAUAAGAUGUCGCUGUUUAAUUUUACAAAACUAACACUGCAAGUUACACUUUUCUCUCUUCUCUGCAGUAAAGCGGUUUGGGAAAACAUGGCACGGAUGUGUGUGAAAACACGGCGGCUGGAUGUGGCACGUGUGUGCCUGGGGAAUAUGGGAAAUGCCAGGGCAGCAAAAGCACUAAAGGAGGCGGAGGCUGAGCCUGAGCCAGAGGCACAAGUGGCAAUGUUGGCCAUUCAGCUCGGCAUGCUGGUAAGAUUGUCAAAUAUUCAUAUGUAGAUGACACAUGCGUGGCCCCCAAUGUAAUUAGCAAAUCUUUCUGUUUUCAUAAAUGCAAAAACACAAGUGAUGCAAUGCAAACAUCUUAACAGAAGAGACACAAGAUAAAAAAACAACAAGAUCAUCCUUCCCACCUUUAUCAUAAAAUUCCCCCCAGAAAGAUUUUAAAAUUAUAACCCAUAUACACAUCUCAAACCACAGUCAAAAAUAACGCCACACCCUGACUAAAAAUAACACAUCCCUCUUCACUCCAAGCUUUGCUCUACAAGGGACUUUCCAAAAAGAUUUGUCCUUCCAUCAUCUUUUCCUGUCCCCCAAUAGGAAGAUGCAGAAAAAUUGUACAAGAGCUGUCAACGCUAUGACCUGCUAAACGGUUUCUACCAGGCAUCUGGCCAGUGGAAGCACGCUUUGGAAACAGCAGAAAACCAAGAUCGCAUCCAUCUACGCACAACCUACUACAAUUACGCCAAAUACCUGGAGUCCAUGGGUGACAAGGCCCUCGCCCUGGCAUAGUAAGACUGAGUCUUUAGCGGUCCUGACAACAAAAUUGGAGUUUCAGUGUCUUUCCAUGAACAGGCAUUAACAAACAUCAAUCAAUCAGCCAAACAGUGCCAAUUCAUAAAAAAUGUUAUCCCAAGAUGCUUUACAGAAAGAGCUGGUCUAGACCAUACUCUUGGUUAUAUUUAAAAAGACCCAACCAUAGACUGUAUAUACACUGGACAACUUGGUUCCGCCUUUCACCCGUAUACGGAUUUCCGCUAUCUUUUUUUCAUGUCCCGAAACCAACAUUGCGCAGAAGCGUUGUAUGCACUUCACCACUUGCGCAGUAGUAUUGUACACAUUCGGCAGGGGAGUCGCCGAGAGUCGCUGUGAUGACGCUCGGCUCAAACAGCGUAUCCCACGGGUGAGCUGCGCAAUCUUCGUAUGCCAAUAGGCUGUAGUCCACAUCUCCAUAUGCUUUGCUGGAAGAGACGGGAAAUAUGACCUAUACUGCAGCCCGUCGCCAGAGGGUGCUUUUCUCAGAGUGGUUUCACCCAGUGAGGAGGCAGACUCUGUCCAUUCUAUAUACAGUCUAUGGACACAACAUCAAGAUACAAUACAAUGAAGUCUCAUCUAUGGAAACACGGUGUGAUUGUCAACCUUUCUUUAACAGUUAUGAGAAAUCAGACACACACAGGGUUGAAGUUCCCAGAAUGCUCCAGGAUGACACAGGAUCUCUUGAGAUCUAUGUCAACAAAAUCAAAGACAAGUAAGUCUAGUAUUUCUUCAGAUGGAAAAGUGUCAUGCAAAUGAUUAUCAAACUGCAUACCAGUCCUCUAUUCCAUUCAGGAACAUCUAUAAGUGGUGGGCGCAGUACCUGGAGAGCCAGUUGGACAUGGAUUCAGCGCUGCGUUUCUAUGAACGCGCCCAGGAUUACCUCUCUUUGGUUAGAGUCUACUGUUACAUGGAAAACAUUGAGAAGGUAACUCAGAUUGUGUUCGGGCAGUCAUCUUGAAAGGCACAUAUUUAAUACCAAAAAGGUGUAGAUUUUUUAGACUUAUUACGGACCAGUUGACCUACCCUUAUGUCUCACAGAAACAAACAUACAGCCUUAAUGAUAUUGAUCACAAUUCAGUAUGUUGUUUCUAAUUUGGAUCAUGUUUUUGUUCAUUGUAACAGGCAUCUGAGAUAGCCAAUGACACAGGAGACAGGGCAGCUUCAUACCACCUGGCCAGACACUACGAAGGCCAUGAUGACAUCAAACAGGCUGUCCACUUCUACACACGAGCACAGGCUUACAACAACGCCAUCCGACUUUGUAAGGUAAAGUUUUGGCGGUAAAAUGUUUUGCUUAUUACCAGUAUGACAUCCCGUAAACACACAUAGACAUAUGUCUGAAGAUAGACUUUAAUUCAUCAUGAUUAUAUAUCACUGUUGGGCUGUGUGCAAACCUAAUCUAUCAAUUUUGUUGUAACAGGAGAAUGGUUUAGAUGACCAGCUGAUGAACUUAGCUCUGCUCAGUAACCCAGAGGACAUGAUGGAGGCUGCCUGUUACUACGAGGAGAAAGGCACCCACAUGGACCGAGCUGUCUCCCUCUACCACAAGGUUACGUCCAAAAAUCGGCUGUUCAGGGUCGACAAGUGUUUAGACAGAUGAGUUCUAAAUAAGGCCACAAGAGGGAAGCACUGCAACACAUUUUUAAAAUCUGUUUUUUCCUCUACUGCAGGCUGGUUAUGUCUCCAAAGCGCUGGAGUUGGCUUUUUCCACACAGCAGUUCUCAGCACUUCAAGUGAUCGCUGAGGAUCUGAAUGAAAACUCUGACCCAGCCCUCCUUGCACGCUGCUCUGACUUCUUCAUCACACACUCCCAGUAUGACAAGGCUGUGGAGUUGCUGGUAGCAGCCAAGAAGGUACUGACUUCUUGCAUCACCUUUACAUGGAGGAAUUAGCUUGUACUUGCUGUACUAAUGACUGUGUGUCUUUUAUUUGUGCACAAAGUACCAUCAAGCCCUGGAGGUGUGUGUGAACCAGAACUUGACCAUCACAGAUGAGCUGGCAGAGAGGAUGUCUAUCAUUGAUUCUAAUGAUUUGUCUGAAGAGGCUCGAAAGGAGCUGCUGGAGAGGAUAGCAGACUGCUGCAUGCGUCAGGGCAAUUACCACCUUGCCACCAAGAAAUACACACAUGCAGGAAACAGGAUCAAGGUAUAUUAAGAAAUACGUGAAAGUCAUACGGAGAUAUGUGGUUUACAAUUUAAGUCAGAAUGUUUCAGUUGUUUCAUGUUGUUGUUUCAGUUGUUUUAUGAAUGUUUCAUGUUGUAUUAAACCUAAAUGUUUUUCAAACAGGCCAUGAAGGCACUCCUCAAGUCAGGAGACACGGAAAAGAUUGUGUUCUUUGCCAACCUCUCUCGCCAAAAGGAGCUUUUCAUCAUGGCUGCUAACUAUCUCCAGUCUCUGGACUGGCGAAAACAGCCAGAGAUCUUAAAGACCAUCAUUGGUUUCUACACCAAAGGCAGGGCGCCGGAUCUGCUUGCUGGCUUUUAUGAAGCCUGUGCCCAGGUAGAGCAAUACUUUAUUUUAAGUACCUGCUAAUUCCCCUGUGUUUGUUAUUGGUGGUUGUUUGGUUAUGGGUUUACAACACGAAGGAAAGAAGGCAGUGGUCAUAAAUGACAAAAAGCAAACUUAUGUUGUUAAUUAAGUGUUACAUGAUCAUAGUAAGUAAUGAAUAAAAUAAUUAUAAUUGGAAAACAUUUAAGUGUUAGGUUUUUACCAGAGUUAAAAUGCUUUAAGGGAAAAAGCUAAAAUACUUGACAAUCAAUUUUUCUGAUGUUGACAAUUAUAAAGGUGGAGAUUGAUGAGUACCAGAACUAUGAAAAGGCUCUGGAUGCUCUGACUGAGGCAUUCAAGAGCCUUUCAAAAGUGAAGGACUCUUCAACUGGACAGCAAGAAGCAAGACUAACAGACCUGCAGCAUAAAAUCACUCUUAUCAAGAAGUUUGUCCAUGCACGCAGGUAACAACCACUCUUGUUUCAGUUGCUUUUAAAGUCUCUACUCCGAAGUUACUAGUCAGCUUCUGCUUGAAACUUUGUCUGGUGUUUUCAGGUUGUACCCAGAAGAUGCUGGUGAGGCAGUUCGGUUAUGUGAAGCCCUACUUGAGGAGCCAGAGUUGGAUCCUGCUGUCAGGAUAGGAGAUGUAUUUGGUUUCAUGGUGGAACACUACUGUCAACAGGGCAACUUACAAAUGGUGACUACCUCCCUCUAGCUUUUUCAGUGGAUGUCUCAAGAUGUAUCUCUCAAAACUAACAAAGUCAUCAAAUGCAAACUGUGUUUUUUUUUCUAUCUUCUCCAGGCCCACCGUAAGCUGGAAGAGCUCCAGAGGCUUUUGCCAUCACAAAAUGUCAAGUACUAUAUCAGUGAGGCCAGCCUGAAGGCCCUUCAGAGAGACAUGGAUGUACCCUUGGAUAGAGGUGACAAAGACUACAGUGUGAAGGAGGAGGAUGAAGUGGAAGAGGACUUAAAUCUAUCCUAAAUGAUCCAAACCUUUCUUUUUGUUGAAUAGUACAAUAUAUUUUCGUAAACAUUUCUAUUCAAAUUCAUGUGUGUCAGAAAACUUAGUUUUCAAGCACAUGGAUAGCAAUAGUGUGUAAAUUGUCAGACUGGGAGUGAAAGUGCAGUUUGUUCUGUUAGAAACAACAACACAAGCUGUGUUGGUAAAAUGAACAUUGGAUGAUCACUGUGAAACCCCAACAGAGGAGAUUCUUGGAGAGAAAGUGACGUAACAUUUUAUUUCAUGUCUAUCUCUAUAACACAUUAUAAAUAUAUGUAUAAUGCAUUAUAAUCAUGUUAUAGCAGUGCAUAACCAUAGUUAUAAACACUCAUAGAGGAUCAUAAUGCUUUAAAGCAAUAAUCACAACACAUUAUAAAGCAUUUUAUCAUGACUUACAAGGUCAAGUAUUAUAAUGAGUUAUCACUGUUAACAACUCACUGACAAUGACCACAUAGAUAAUGCAUUUUAAAUAUAUUUAUAAUGUGUUAUAAUUUGCUUAUAAACUCAUAUAACUGUCAUUAUAAACACUCAUUAAUUAUCAUAAGGCUUUAUAACAAUAAGCAUAAGACACUAUAAUACCUGACCUUGUAAGUCAUGAUAAAAUGCUUUAUGUGUUGUGAUUAUCGCUAUGAAGCAUUAUGAUCAUUUAUGAGUGUUUAUAACUAAAGUUAUACAGUGCUUUAACGUGAUUAUAAUGCAUUAUACAUAUAUUUAUAAUGUGUUAUAGAGAUAGGCGUCAAGUAAAGUGUUACCGAAAGGGACAACACUUCUAAAGACAGUAAACCUAAGAGGAUGGCUUCUACCUCAUUAAAACUAUUUUGGGUACAAAUUUUUAGUGUGACUGUGGACAAUGUGAAAAAUAUUUAAUUUAUUGUAGAGCUGUGAUAAUUUUUAUUUGGAAUUACACAAUAUUUGAAUCAAAAACAGAGGCGUUACAUUCAAAUACAUCCACAUCAAUUAAAAUGUGAACCUCCACCCUAUUUCCAAGGAAUUCCUAUUAAACCUAAAACCUAUUAAACCUUUAACCUAUUAAAACAGCUGAUAAAAAUUCUGUGCACUUAAAUAUUGAGUUAAAGAUUCAGAUAGCUGAAUACAGAUAUUGUUAUUGCCUUUUAGCCAAAAUUAUCUUUAGUUUUGGCUCUCACUGGGGAGUUUGUUUUGGGUUGAUCCCCAUGUUUAUGUGGUUUACACGUGGUUCAAUGUAUUUUUACAGUCAAAUUAUAGUAUAUUAAGUAUGUUCUGUGUCAAAAAACCCCUGUGUACAGCAUUUUGCACCUAUUUUUGAUAACUCAAGUAAGUUUUUACUUGGGAAACAACCUUGUGAAUUUGUGUGUUCUGCCUUUGAAUACAUUAUUUCUACACAUUGCUAUAGCUUACUAUAAUAAAAUAUUUCUUACAUUAAA